CCUCAUUUGAACUGUUGUCACUCCUUUCUCAUCCCGAACGUCGUACACUACACUCCUUUGCGGUCGUCGUUCCAUCCAACAGAGAGUCUACCGCUCUCUACCACGCUCUUUUCGGAACCGUUAACGGAUCUAGCAAACAAAACAAACAAACAACAACACAUCGACAAGGGACCACCUUGAGGAAUUCGCUGCAAUGCAGGGACUCGUCAAGACGGCGCUCGCGGCAGCUCUCGUUGCCAGCGUUGCUGCCCAACCUCACAACCAUGGCCAUCGCCAUCUGCACGCCAAGAAGCACAACCACUUGCAGAUGGAGAAGCGCGACACCGUGAUUGUCACCAAGGUGGUUGAGGGCCCGACUGUUACGGAGUAUGUUAUGGGGAAUGGGAAGAAGGUCGAUGCUGCCGAGGCGAAGAAGGGCCUCGAGAAGGGCGAUUUCAUCGUCAUGGGCGAAACCAAGCCCACCUUCAGCGCGCCGCCCCCUGUCGUCUCGACCUCGGUGGCUAGUCUCCCUCACGGAGGCCAGUUCUACGAGAAGACGACCUCGGUCGCCCCGAGCAGCACCUCGUCCGUCGCUCCCAAGCCUUCUACUUCGUCCGCACCUGCGCCGGAACCGGACCUCCCAACCGGCCUUGACGCGGAUUUCCCGAGCGGCAAGGUCCCGUGCGACAAGGUCCCGACCGAGUAUGGUGCGGUCGAGAUUCCCUGGGUUGGCACCAACGGUUGGACGACGCUGGCCAAGUUUGGCAAGUGGGUCAAGGGCGCUGCAAUUGACAACAUCGAAUCCCCUACCGAUGGCACGUGCGAGCCGGGCAUGAUGUGCUCUUAUGCUUGCCCUCCCGGUUACGAGAAGACCCAAUGGCCCGAGGAGCAGGGUGCCACUGGCCAGUCGGUUGGCGGUUUGUGGUGCAACGAAGAUGGCUUCCUGGAGCUCACGCGGCCCAACGUCACCAAGAUCUGCGAGCCCGGUGCCGGUGGCGUCUACGUUGUGAACAAGCUCCCAGGCACCGCCGCCGUCUGCCGCACCGACUACCCCGGCAACGAGGCCAUGGUUAUCCCCCUGGAGACCUCCCCCGGCGGGAAGUACCCCCUGACGAACCCCGACUCCGCAACAUACUACUGGUGGAAGGGCCAACCCACCACUGCCCAGUACUACGUCAACCCCCUCGACGUCGAGGUUGAGGAGGCCUGCACGUGGCAGAGCAAGAAGUACCCCGACUCGGCCGGCAACUGGGCGCCUACCAACAUCGGCGUCGGCAAGAGUCUGUCGGGAGAGACUUUCAUUUCCAUCUUCCCUAACACGCCGACCAGCAGCGCUGUCCUUGACUUCAACAUCAAGAUCGAGGGUGAUGGUGUCUCGGGAGAAUGCUGGCUGAAGGACGGCGAGUACUAUGGUAGCUCCAGUGGCUGCACAGUCGGCUUGAAGGCGGGUGGCACAGCCAACAUCGUGUUCUACAAGUAAAUGAACGCGAUGGGUGGUAACUGCAUGUCACGGAUUGAUAUGGCAUCGCGGGUCCGUGGGGUUGACUUGUCCGGGCGGAUGGGUGCUCUAGAGCUAUCCGCUAUGCCAAGGCAACUGGUCGUCUGGGAGCAAAGCUGCGGAUCAAUUUAAGCUCGCAUCUCGAGGUUGGAAAUGUCUGAUAUUCGCGCGGUAUAACAAAGGGAAAUGGGUUUGCGGUUUAUCUAUUCUUCCGCCGGUCGUGGUCCGGAUAUGGUUGAGACCCGGGCUCCCAUUCUGAGCCACGAACGGCUUCAAUUCUCGGCAAGGCUUCAUUGGGGGGAGGGGAGGCAGGAUGCCGGGCCCGGUUGGCGGCUCUUUGUAUCUGAUAGGGUUAUACGCUCCUUUUAUUUUCCAGCCCGGCGUUCUGGACCUCGAAAUCCGACCUUUCCUUUUUAAUGUUUUGUCAUUUAUUGGAUGACAGCUUCGAACUAAUCGCUUACCUACGAAGCGCAUGCUUCUCCCUAAUUUGAGACGAAAACAUGGGAGUGUAGUUCGCGAGU
Molecule: messenger RNA, 1998 nt
Organism: Thermothelomyces thermophilus ATCC 42464
Lineage: Eukaryota; Fungi; Ascomycota; Sordariomycetes; Sordariales; Chaetomiaceae
Exons: 3
Coding region: 194-1459 (421 amino acids)
Biological process (GO): fungal-type cell wall organization
Cellular component (GO): fungal-type cell wall; cell surface
Source: RefSeq, a predicted model, not a curated record